Chinchilla lanigera (long-tailed chinchilla) is the source of this 1708-nucleotide messenger RNA. RefSeq names its product chromosome unknown open reading frame, human C12orf71. The record is from RefSeq and is a predicted model, not a curated record. NCBI's taxonomy places the organism in Eukaryota, Metazoa, Chordata, Mammalia, Rodentia, Chinchillidae. The transcript is spliced from 3 exons. Bases 139 to 990 code for a protein of 283 amino acids.
UUGAAUGCUGAAGUACCUCUCACAUCUCCCGCUUAUUCUCCCAGAGUUGGCGGCGAAUCUCACCCUCCUAUCGUCCAUCUCCCCAUCCCCGGAAGUUUCCGGUGUUGGCCAAGACACUCAUAUUGACUUUUGAAUUCCAUGGCAUCCUCGUCUCCUAGAAGCGACUCCCCUGACAUGGGGGACUGCGACUCUGAAAUCACGUCUACUCUGAGCUUCUCUGUGGGCUAUUUCCCCUGUGAAGACAACAUUUCCAUCGAGGAAACAGUUCUUCUUGAAGACUCAACUUCCAAUGUAUGUUCUUCAGUCAACCUCAUCCCUCCUAUCCAAGGCACGUGGGGAACAGAAAGUAUAAACAGACGUAUAAGUCAACGAAAUCUAAUUCAGGACAACCCACAGCAGAUUUGCAAACUGGGCAUUAUCGUGGCCUGGGCCGAUAAUGAUGACUUUGAAGAGUCAACAGCUCAUGAAAACCUAAGUGGAGGUGAGGGGUUGCUGAACAGGUGUCCCAAAGACCAAACAAGACUUACUGAGGACAAACUGGAUGGACUAGUGAAACUGCUUAAAACAUUUCAGGAUGUUCACCGAGAUGAUGAAGAAAAUAAAAAAGACAACAAUGAGAGUAAAAAAUAUGGCAAAGAAAAUAAGAAAAAAAAUAGGAGAAAUAAUGAAGAUAAUGCCUUUGAUUACCUCGAACUUACUCCAGUAGAAGACCUCAAACUGUGCAGAAGCUCCACUCCACGUAUGUCUCGGGUCAGUCAUCAAGACCAUGACAUGGGCCAAGACUUGCCCAGGAGAAAAUCACCAGCAAACAAAGGCAUUAUCCAAGUCCCAGAGAUUCCCCGGAUGCGUAAGGAAGAGGAACUUGCUGAGAUGGAAGGAAGAAAGAAGAAACAGAAAAAGAAUAAGUACAAGAACAAGAGUAACUGGACAAGGAAGCAAGAGAGAGAUGGCAGGAGGAGGGAGGUGAGAAGGAAAAGGGAAGGAAGAUAAAAGGGUGAGGGAGAGGGGUAGCUAGAAACCAGAGACAGUCUGAGAUAUUUGCUAUGCAGACCUUUAUAGAGAGCUUGCCAGCCUUUGGACUAAGUUACAGGAGGUGUCUUUUAGCAUGGAUUUGGGAGGAUAAGAAGUAUUACUGGCAUUAGUAUAAAAUAAUUAGUGGUAUUAGCAUAAAAUAAUUAGUAUGAAAGUAUUAGUGGUAUUAGAAGUAUUAGUAUAAAAGUGUAAAAUUUUGAAUGCAUAUACAAAAGGCAAGAGGAGAAGAGACAAUACUGGACAUUAUAAUUCAUGGUUCUAAUUAAAAGAAAAUUGCAAUGCACAAAGUAGUUAUAGAAAACCUGAACGAAAAAAGGAGCCAUGUUACAUUCCAUCACACUUAUAAUAUUACGUCACUUCCGAAACUCACGGACAGAGGUGAGAUGGUUUUGUGCACUAACUGGGCAAACAAAACAAAGCUAAACAAACCUCAAGAAGAAAUUAUAGCAAAAAGAGUGGAGGAGAAAAGAUGUCUGAACUCUAAAGUUUCAAUGACUGACAUUUUUCUAUUACUCAAAAUUAUUUUUAGUGUUCAAUCUUGAAUUUUAGGAUAAGAAAUUACCUAUAUAAACAGUACACAGAAUAAAAAGUUAUCUUUCUCCCUAUCUUUGUCAAAUGUGUGAUACAGUAAAGAUAACAGUGUUAAAACUUUUUAACUUCUAUAUUGUUCCAUAUA